UUUUGCUUUGCGUGUCUACCAGUGCCGGAAAGACCAAUGUGACGCGUAAAAGCACCGACACCAGCUAUACGAAUUUCGUUCAUCCCCUCAUCAUCGAUGAAUGCUUUACGUCUCGUUGGGUUGCUUGCCACUCUCCCCAACUAUCAGGAUGGCGCCACCUUCCUUCGCGUAGACAAAUCAAAAGGACUCUUCUACGAUGCUUCAUACUGUCCUUCCAGGCUGCAGCAAUUGAUCAUCGGAGUUAUUGAAAAGAAGGUGAUCAAGCAGUACCAAGUGACGAACGACGUAUAUUUCUUGACCUGGCUGGAAAGAACUAAACCCUGCUCUUCGUGCACCUGCGGAAAGAAACAGCAAAAAUAUCGAAGUUUGAGAGAGAGAUGGUGGCGGAUUUUAAUACGGAACGGAAAGAUCCAAUAGGUCGGUGUUGCCGUGGUUUUCGAUGAGGACGAACGAGGAGAACAAGGAUGUGUUCCAAAUCGAAAAGUCGGACGACGAAGAGGGUGCAGAUGGUACAGACAGACGGUGAGGCUGCAUCUGAGGAAGGUGGCGGAGUUGCCGAAGAGCGCUGGUCAUUGGU
Messenger RNA from Desarmillaria tabescens, 577 nucleotides. RefSeq lists its product as uncharacterized. Bases 97 to 417 code for a protein of 106 amino acids. The transcript is spliced from 2 exons. The record is from RefSeq and is a predicted model, not a curated record. NCBI's taxonomy places the organism in Eukaryota, Fungi, Basidiomycota, Agaricomycetes, Agaricales, Physalacriaceae.